Messenger RNA from Tigriopus californicus, 1197 nucleotides. RefSeq names its product beta-lactamase-like protein 2 homolog. Lineage: Eukaryota; Metazoa; Arthropoda; Copepoda; Harpacticoida; Harpacticidae. Bases 240 to 1112 code for a protein of 290 amino acids. The record is from RefSeq and is a predicted model, not a curated record. Gene Ontology annotation, cellular component: mitochondrial matrix. Gene Ontology annotation, molecular function: RNA endonuclease activity; single-stranded RNA binding. The transcript has 7 exons.
CAGUUUUUCCUGAAGUGAGGGGCAGAGGACGGGCGAAGCGAAUAAGUGCCACAUUGCCAGUGCCAAGCCGUAAUUGAAAGUAGGCUCCCUUGAACGUAACCAUACUUUCAAGCACACAAAGUUCCAGUUCCGGAGUCAUUGUAUUGUACUGUUGAAAGUAAUCCGGUCUUGGUUUUAUAUCAGUACAAUAUCAACCAGGUGUCGGCUUAUCUGACGGAUUAAGAGGCCAGAGAUCCAACAUGAGCUCGGCCACGAGUUUGUCGUUCAUUCCGGUGUUGUCCCGACUGAGUCCGUUGGUGAUCCGAGUCUUGGGUUGCAAUCCGGGUACCAUGACCCUCCAGGGCACCAACACCUAUCUGGUCGGGCAUGGACCUCAACGCAUCCUCAUCGAUACGGGUGAUGGUCAGAAGCCGGAAUACAAUCAAGCCUUGUCCAAGAUUUUGCGAGAAGAGCGAGCCGGCAUCCACUCUAUUAUUCUCACCCAUUGGCAUUUGGAUCACGUCGGAGGACUAGCUAACGUUCUAAAACAGGCGGGAGACUCAUGUCGCGUCUUCAAGUUCCCACGCGUUGGGGAUUCUUUAGAAGUGACCUCGCGAGCCUCGCCCAUAACCGAUCGUCAGACUUUUGCCGUGGAGGGUGCCACACUAACCGCUUGGCACACACCCGGACACACCGUGGACCAUGUGGUCCUUCAUCUUCAGGAGGAGAACGCCCUUUUCAGUGGCGAUUGUAUCUUGGGCGAAGGCACGGGCGUGUUUGAAGACUUAUAUGAAUACAUGAACAGUCUGAGUCGCAUUGCAAAACAGAAACCCGCCCUCAUUUACCCCGCCCAUGGAGCAGUCAUUCCGGAUCCAGUACACAAAAUCCAGUAUUACAUUCAGCAUCGAAAAGAGCGCGAGGAACAAAUUUUGGCCGUAUUGGCGGAUGAAAAUCAGGUGGGAGGCUUCACUCCUUUAGAUUUUGUUAAGCGGAUCUACAAGACAACGCCAGAAAAGUUACACGAUGCGGCAGCCAAAAAUGUAUCACAACACCUGAGCAAAUUGGUCAAAGAAGGUCGAGUCAGAAAGGUCACGGAUUCAGCCAACGGGUUUGAGCUAGCCCAGCCCCAUUAGGUCAAUUCAAUGGCUAGCUCAAGUUAGUGUGUUUUGAGAAACAUAGCCCAGUUUAUGUUGCAUGAAAUAAAGGCAUUGCCCGAAA